Lachnellula hyalina is the source of this 5100-nucleotide messenger RNA. RefSeq names its product Compactin diketide synthase. The annotation marks the transcript as partial. Gene Ontology annotation, molecular function: phosphopantetheine binding; oxidoreductase activity; fatty acid synthase activity. NCBI's taxonomy places the organism in Eukaryota, Fungi, Ascomycota, Leotiomycetes, Helotiales, Lachnaceae. The transcript has 4 exons. Gene Ontology annotation, biological process: secondary metabolite biosynthetic process; fatty acid biosynthetic process. The record is from RefSeq and is a predicted model, not a curated record.
GGCGCGGACAACAUUGAUGCAUCUUACUGGGUUAAGAAUCUUCUUCAACCAGUCAGGUUUGCGGAUGCGAUUGAGAGUAUUUUCUCGACGGGCGACAACAAAAUCGACGCUGGGCAACGUAGUGCUGCGUUGCCAAAUGUAAUCGUGGAGGUCGGCCCACAUUCUGCUCUUCAAAAUCCUAUCAAACAGAUAGUAGAAGUACUCCGCCAGCGGAAUGACCAACGUCUGUCACAAUUUACCUACCUUGCCUCUUUAGUACGUGGAAAGAGCGGCGAUGAAACUCUUCUUGGCCUGGCAGGGAGUCUGUUCUCUAUGGGGUCUUCAAUUAAACUGGCGAUGGUCAACCAACUUGACCACCACAACGCCCAUGUUCUCACUGAUCUUCCUCCCUAUGCGUGGGAUAAGUCAGUGAGAUACGUGCAUAAGUCACGCAUCAUGCGGGAGAAGUUGCAUCCUGGUCAAUCUUUUUCGCAGCUUCUUGGAAGCAAGUCUCUGUACAGCAACAGCAGUGAGCCCACUUUCAGACAGGUAUUCACUCUUGAUGAUAUUCCAUGGAUUCGAGAUCACAAUGUAGGUGGGCAUGUCAUAUUUCCAAUGACAGGCUAUCUGUCGAUGGCUAUUGAGGCACUGAGGAGAGUGAGUCCCAAGAUCCCAGAAAGCAUACUUGUACGCGAAUACCACGUCAAACGCAGCUUAGAUAUCGAAGAAGGUAAACAUAUCGAUAUCACAACAAAGCUCAGGCCAAUUACAACUGGAACGGAAAGCUUUUCCACCACAGCUUGGGUGUUUGAGAUCAAUUCUUGGACAGAAACGAAUGGAUGGACGGCACACUGCCAUGGCCAAGUAGAGGCAGAGGCGAGCGAAAUGGCCAUGGAAAGUCCAACUUUCAAAGUAUCAGCACCGCUCAUUGGUGGCGAGAACCUCAAAGAGCGUGAUGCAAAACUUAUAUACAGUAACCUAGGACAGGGAGGGACGCUCUACGGCCCUUCUUUUCAAGCCAUGCGCAAAUACUGGGAAGGGCCCAGCUGGACAGUUCUGGAAACUGAGCUGCGCGAUCUUGAUCUGUCGCCACCUGGGCCCUUUGGAAUCUCGAACAAGAUUGAAGCCGUCCAAAAGCAGCGCUUCACCAUUGUUACUCGCUUGCUUGGUAACGAUACCAGAGCCGGUAGGCUGCGUAGCAGCAUCGCUGUGUUUUUGCAUAGCCACGGCUCACUGAGGCCACUCGCCGAAUGGGAGUCGGUGACAUAUCGAUCUAUCUCAUCGUCGGACACCGGGGAUUCAGUCUCCAGCCUGCCAGCAGGCUACUGCUGGGACUUGAUACCUAGUUUGGAUUUCGUCGAUAACGAAUAUGCAGCUAAGAUGGUGACGGUUAAAUCCGAUACACUCGAAAUUGCACGCCAGCACCGGCGUAAAGUGAACAGAGCCGGUGUCUAUUACAUGAAUCGGGCAUUGAAAGAAACGGCUGGAGAAGACCUUUCUCACCUACCAUCUCACCUUCUUCGCUAUUUGAACUGGUCCAAGAAAGUUGUUGCCCGCGAAAAUUUGGCUUUCGACAGUGAGCCAACGUCUUUGCUGACCGAAGUACUCACCUCCGACGCCCAAGGUGAAAUGCUCUGUGCUGUAGGUGAACAACUCGUCCAAAUCUUGCGCGGUGAAGUGCAACCACUGGAGAUCAUGCUCAAGGAUAAUCUUCUCAUGCGAAACUAUGAGCAAGAGGCGGCUACUACACAUUCUAGCCGAGCCUUGGGUAGAUUUGUCCGUCAGCUGUCGGAUAUCAAGCCCGACUUGCGCGUGCUGGAAAUUGGUGGCGGUACAGCUAGCGCCACACUGCCUGUCCUGGAUGAAUUAUCCCGUGGGGGGCAAGAUUUGCCUGCGUUUCUCACCUAUACCUUCACAGAUAUAUCGACCGGCUUCUUUGAAAAUGCUCGAACAAAGCUGGCUAAGUGGGCGAAAAGUAUCAUAUACAAGAAACUUGACAUUAGUCAAGAUCCAGUGCAGCAAGGCUUCGCCAUCGAGCAGUAUGACGUGGUUAUUGCUUCGAACGUCUUGCAUGCAACUCCAAAUAUUGCAACCACGCUUGAUCAUGUUCGAAGCCUUCUGAAACCUAAUGGCAAGCUGCUCUUGAUGGAGGCUAUCAUCCACCCAUCUCUUUCUUUGCCUUAUUCCUUGCUUCCAGGCUGGUGGCUUUCCGAGGACGAGUACCGAGACCAUGAGGAAGGACCACUUCUAUCGGAGGAGAAGUGGCAGACUGUCCUCACUGCAGUGGGGUUUUCAGGAGUAGAUGCCGCCAUUGCUGACUAUCCAGGGACUUCUGAGCAUGUAAUCAGUAUAAUAUGCUCCACAAGGAUAGGCACGCGGGAAGAUUCUCAUAACGCAAGAUCAAUAACCAUUUGCGGUCUCUUUAUGGACGACGACGAAGAAGAGUUUGCACAGAUGGUCUCUGACCAUGUCACUCAGCACCUUAAUUGCCCCUCAGAAGUUAAACCUUUCGCUGAAAUGGAUGCCGAGGAUAAGCGAUUGUGCAUCUUCAUCGAUUCCCCGCGCUAUAGUGUAUUAGGUGACCUCUCGGCGGAGAACUUCGAAAUCAUAAAGAAUACUCUUUUAGAGACAGAAGGAUUAUUGUGGGUUGUUCCAGAAGGUUGUCCUCCCGAAGCCGAAUCAAUCAAAGGCCUGCUACGCUCCGUGCGCCACGAAACCGAAUCAAAGAAUCUACUCGUUUUGGAAAAGACGCCUUGCACGUCGGAAGGCGCUCUAGCCAUAGCUCAGGUCGCUGGACGAUUAGAAGAUCUGGAACUUGCAAAUUCAGCAGGCAUAACCGACCAGGAUUUUGUUUGGCAUAAUGGCAUAAUCCAUCUACCUCGCUUUCGACAACUCGAGGGAGCGACAGAUGUAUUUGCGUCAGAGGCAGGAAUUGCAGUCCGAAAGAUGCAAAACGUCUGGCAAAACGAAAGGUCACUCGAGAUGACAGUUGACGUUGCAGGUAGUCCUGACUCUAUAUAUUUUCGCGAGAACGAUGUGAAGACAAAGCCUUUGAGUGAUGAUGAGGUCUUGAUCCGAGUUGUGGCUGCAGGAGUGAACUUUCGCGAUCUUCUUCUUGUUCUUGGUUCAAUCCCAUGGACGAGACCCGGUUUUGAGGGGGCUGGCGUAGUUACCCAGACGGGUUCCGGCGUGGGAGAUUUGAAACCCGGAGAUCGCGUCUUCUAUGGGUCACUUGCAGGAGGAUCCUUGGGGACCUUCGUCCGGCUGGCCUCAUAUCGAGUGUUGAGAAUUCCAAAUGACAUGAGCAGCACGGAUGCCGCAAGCAUUCCAGUCGCAUACUCCACCGCCAUCUUUGCAAUCAUACGCAUUGGACGGCUUAGGAAAGGCGAGAGCGUACUCAUUCAUGCUGCUUCUGGUGCAGUUGGCCAGGCGUGCAUUGUGCUAGCACAGUACAUUGGAGCUCGUAUCUUCGCUACAGCUGGUACUCCUGCAAAAAGGGAGUUCCUCCGCGAGACCUAUAGUCUCCCUGAGGAGCAAAUAUUUUCCAGCCGCACCCCGACAUUUAGAGAAGGAAUUCUCAACGCAACCGACAGCCAAGGGGUCGACGUGAUCGUCAAUUCUCUAAGCGGGAACCUGCUGCAAGAGACUUGGGACUUGAUCGGAGACUUCGGUCGAUUUGUUGAAAUAGGCAAGAGAGACUUGCUUCAGAACAGCUACUUGGGUAUGAGACCCUUUGAUCGUAACGUGACUUUCAGUGGCGUCGAUCUCCGCACACUCUUUGAUCGGCGACCAGAGGAGGAGAAAGAGUGUCUGGCCGAACUUAUUAAUCUGGUUCAACGAAAGAUUAUUGUGCCUAUUCGCCCAGUAACCGCAGUAUCCAUAUCUCAACUAGCUAUAGGUCUACGCAAGCUUCAAUCUGGCCAAAAUAUAGGCAAGAUUGUCGUCACGAUGGGUCCGGAAGACUCUGUGCUGGCUGAUUGCCCCCCAACGCUAAGUGUACCGUAUGGUCAGCUGCUGCGUCCUGAUGCAACAUACCUGAUCACUGGUGGUACGGGCGGUAUCGGCAUUUCCCUAGCAUCAUGGAUGGUCAAAAAUGGAGCCCUAAAUGUUGUGUUGCUCGGUCGCAGUGGCUCAUCACGUCCCGAGGUCAAGAAGCUGUUAGAGAAAUAUGAGGGCACUGACGUCCAAAUGAGAGCUGUUGCUUGUGAUGUCGGCUCCCGAACGGAGCUUGUCAACGCUUUACAGUCAAUCAAAGACCUCCCACCUGUUCAUGGUAUAGUCCAUGGCGCGCUUUACCUCCGGGACUCACUCUUAGUAAAUGCAACAUACGACGACUGGCAAAAUAUCACAAGACCUAGAGUUCAGGGUGCCUGGAAUCUCCAUGAGUUGUUAGAGGAUGUCGACUUCUUCAUUGCACUCUCUUCGUUUGUUGGAGCUGCCGGGAACUUGGGGCAAGGGAUCUACGCAGGCACAGCGACCUAUUUCGAUGCUUUCGCGCGUUAUAGAAUCGCCUGCGGUAAACCAACUGUUGCAAUGGCCUUGCCGGUUGUGCUAGAUAUCGGCUAUGCUGCCGAAAAAGGCUUGACUGAAGCUUUGAAGCUUUCGUUGGGUGCGACAUUGACAGAAGCUGAUCUCCAUACUGCUGUCAAGGGUGCGAUUAUUGGCCCUUCUUCCAACCUGAAUGAGGACGGCAGCGCCAUUGCAUUCCGUUUCUCAUCAGGGGAAGACCCAAACACACUAGGCUGGCAAUAUUACCACCCACUUGCCCUCGCAGAGCGUGUUAAUGCCAAGAAGCGUAAUUCCGAGAUUAGUCUCGAUGAAGACGAUGAUACGGCCUUGAACGGAUUACGACUUGCUAAUAGCGGUGAUCCUCUCCUUGCUUUGUUGGAUGCCCUUAUGGAUAAAGUUUCUUCUAUCACGAUGAUAGAAAGGGAUGAGGUGGAACCGGAUGCGCCGCUUGCAGCCUACGGCCUAGAUUCUUUAGUGUCUGUAGAGCUGCGCAAUUGGAUUCGGAGGGAAACUGGCGUCGAAACUCCACUGCCUGCCAUAACACGUGCAGAGAAUCUUCGAGCUUUAGCCACGUAUAUUCUCUCCCAGAGGGAGACGAGCCGCAAGUCGUAG